Messenger RNA from Westerdykella ornata, 3915 nucleotides. RefSeq lists its product as uncharacterized. Bases 1 to 3915 code for a protein of 1304 amino acids. The transcript has 4 exons. Gene Ontology annotation, molecular function: phosphorelay sensor kinase activity. NCBI's taxonomy places the organism in Eukaryota, Fungi, Ascomycota, Dothideomycetes, Pleosporales, Sporormiaceae. Gene Ontology annotation, biological process: phosphorelay signal transduction system; phosphorylation. The record is from RefSeq and is a predicted model, not a curated record.
AUGCUCAGCAAAACGCAACGGGAGGAGAGCGCCAUCAAGACCGUCACCCUAGCAAGAGGCACAUUCAGUGGUAUCAGCCCUCCAGGCGUUACCAGUGGCAAGAGCUCAGACAGGUCCAGUGUGCCGCCAACAUCGUCGCCAGACCAGCGCGACAGGACCGAUCCACUGCGACUCCUUGCGUCGGUCGGCAUUGUCGAACUGCUUGAGAACGAUACGCGACCGACAUUCAUCAUCGAUAUCGCCGAAGCGUCCAAUUAUACCGCAGGUUCCACGAAUGUCCAUAUCCUGUUCGCGAAUAAUGCGCUGCGGUCAAACCCGCCGAUAUGGGAGCUAGUGACUGGGAGGCUUCCGGGGCAUACGCCGAAUGAGACUCAGACGCAUGCUCUGAAUCAGUUCAAGGGCUGGUUGCUAAGUCCAGUAGUACAAGGCGAUGGACAGGAAGCGAACCCCUCACCUGUUGAACAUGGCGGCACGGUGUGGUCAUGCUAUACACUAAGAAGACGCCUACGUGUGGUGUCAGGCUCUGUACCCUCUAAUACGCAAUCUCCCAUUCCCUCCACAAGAGAAACCAGCCAAUUCUCUAUAUCAACGCCAUCUUCACGUGGACACAACAAGAAUCGUUCAGAGAGAGCAUCAGUAUCUCAGCCUGAAGCACAGGAUUACUUUGGUGAUUCCGUUGCGCCGCCUACAGAAGCACCGGCUCCCGAUAAACCGCCACCCCCGGAAGAAUUGACUGAUGGCGAGACUGGACCUGUCCCAGAACCUGCUGAGCAGCAGAUGGGGAUUACUCCAAGGCCCAGCAAGCUGGAUUUGACAGUGGUAGGCGGAAUCCCAGGGAGCGCUCAGGACCAUGAUGUUGGGUUCUUCGACUGGACCCGACUGAGCUUGUCCCCUUCGCUUCCCAGUCACAUUCAGUUUGCGCGUUCCAUUGAUUGGAGCUCGACCUCGCUUGGGCCUAUCGAGUACUGGACUAGUGAUUUGCGGGCCAUGUGUAAUCUAAUCAUGGCGAGCCCUCAUCCUGCGGCAAUGUACUGGGGAGAGGAUCUCGUUGCCAUCUACAACGAAGCAUAUAUCGGUCUCGCCGGCCAGAAGCACCCCCGGCUCAUGGGUCAGAGUUACAAGGAGGCGUGGGCCGAGAUUUGGGACGAUGUCAAAGAUGUCUUCACAAAUGCGCGUCUGACUGGUCAGGCGACGAUGAAGGAUGACGAUUGCCUAUUCAUACAAAGGAAUGGAUUCCUAGAAGAGACAUACUUCUCGUGGUCCAUUAUCCCUAUGGUCGGUGAAGAUGGCACUGUCAUGGGCCUCUACAACCCUGCGUUCGAGAAGACCCGACGGAAGAUUGCCGAACGCCGAAUGCUUACUCUGCGCGAGGUGGGAGAACGUACAGCCACUGCCCGCGAUGUUAAGAGCUUCUGGGGCCAGGUCUUGGACGCGCUGACGGAGAACGAGUACGACACCCCAUUCGCGCUAUUAUAUUCGGUUCAAGAUGAGACGGAUAGUGAUUGUUCGUCUCUGCAUUCGAGCAGCCUUUUAGGGAACAAGACGUGUUACCUCGAAGGGUCAUUGGGGGUCCCGCAAGGCCACCCGGCCGCGCCCGAAGCUAUGGAUCUCAAGGAAGGGAAUGAGGGCUUCGGUCCCGUGUUCCGCGAGGUCAUGAAGACGGACAGACCUGCCGUUCUAAGCAUCGGUUCUGGGGAUCUACCCCUGGAGAUGAUGGAGGGUAUUCAAUGGCGCGGCUUCGGAGAUGCUUGUCGCGAUGUUGUCGUCUGCCCUAUACAUCCCACAACGGGAGACGUCAUUCUGGGCUUCCUGGUCGUCGGUGUCAACCCUCGCAGACCGUUUGACGACGAUUACAAUCUCUUCAUUCAGCUCCUGGGUCGACAGCUCGGCACGUCUCUAGCGUCCGUCGUGUUAUUCGAGGACGAAAUCCGCAGAGGCCAGAAGGCGGCGAAACUCGCCGCUGAAGACCGGUAUAACCUCUCGGAACAACUUGCCGCACGGACCCAGGAAGCACGGGAUAGCGAGACCAAGUUCACGAGGAUGGCGGAAUACUCGCCAGCUGGACUCUUCAUUGCGGACCACGAAGGACGCAUCACGUUCUCUAAUGACGCUUGGUAUGAAAUCACCAGGGUCCCGAAAGAGCCGGAUAAGACGGAUCGAUGGAUCGAUUAUGUCAAAGAGGAAGAUCAGUGGAUUAUACAGGAGCACUGGAGAGGCUUGGUGGAGAAUGCGGAUGCGAUCAACAUCGAAAUCAGAUUCAAGGCAGCUUGGGAAGAUAGAAACGGAAACAAGGGCGACACCUGGGUUCUCUUCUCAGCGUUCCCGGAGACGUACGAAGGAGGGAACCUCAAGAGCAUCUUCGGCAGCUUGACCAACAUCAGCUCGCAGAAGUGGGCCGAGGACUUCCAGAAGCGCAAGAUGGAGGAGGCCGUCGAGAUGAAGCGGCAGCAGGAAAACUUCAUUGACAUCACCAGCCACGAGAUGCGGAAUCCCCUCAGUGCGAUCCUGCAAUGUGCGGACGAAAUCUCCGCCAACCUGGGCGACUUUCGAAACGCGGAUCCGAGUGCUCUUCCGAGGACGGUGAUUGGUGACUGUGUUGACGCGGCGCAGACGAUAUCGUUGUGCGCGCAGCACCAGAAGCGAAUUGUCGAUGACGUUCUGACGCUGUCGAAACUUGACAGCGCCAUGCUCAUGGUCACCCCAGUUGAUGCUCAACCGAUACAAGUGGUACAGCGCGCCCUGAAGAUGUUCGAAGGCGAAGUCCAGACGGCGGGUAUCGAGAUGAAUUUCGUGGUCGACGAAUCCAUCCAAGACCUUGGCAUCGACUGGGUCAGGAUGGACCCUUCGCGUGUCCUGCAGGUCCUCAUCAAUCUCACCACCAAUGCCAUCAAGUUCACCGCCACGGGGUCGAACCGCACCAUCAAAGUGAUUCUGUCCGCAUCAAGGACACGCCCGUCAGCCAGCCCAAGCCCGACUGUAAGCUUCUUUCCUUCAAGGACGAAGCAUAUGGAGGCCGAGUUUGGCCCCGACUGGGGCGACGGCGAAGAGAUCUUCCUGGAGUUCGCGGUAGAGGACACCGGCCGUGGUUUGAAUGAUGAAGAGAAGAAACUGCUCUUCCAACGAUUCUCUCAAGCGAGCCCGCGGACACACGUGCAAUACGGAGGCUCGGGCCUCGGCCUGUUCAUUUCGCGCCAGUUGACGGAGCUUCAGGGCGGGGAGAUUGGCGUUGCGUCACAAGCGGGGAGGGGGAGCACAUUCGCCUUCUACAUCAAAUGCAGGAAGAGUAAUAAGCCGACGGAGCGCGUGGAAAGUCUCCCGUAUCCCAUGAGGCGUCCUUCAGCGAAUCGGACGCGCCACAGCUUACCUGUGGUGAGAGGGGGUGAUAUAACUCCUAAAGACGAAGGAAGAGAGGGUAGUAAGACGCCAAAAGCACGCCUAAAAGUCUUGAUCGUGGAGGAUAACCUAGUUAAUCAGAAGGUGCUGCAACGCCAGCUCCAGAACCAGGGUAUAACCACGCAUGUGGCAAACCACGGCGGAGAGGCGCUCGAUUUGGUCAAGGCAUCCUGGUACUGGAAGGAGAAUCGGCCAGAUGCAGAGGAGCUAGGGGUGUUGCUCAUGGAUAAGGAGAUGCCAAUCAUGGACGGACUCCAGUGUACCAGCCAAAUCCGAGAGUGGGAGAAGCAAGGGCUGCUGAGGUGCCACGUGCCCAUCAUCGCGGUCACGGCGAACGCGCGGAGCGAGCAGGUGGCGACGCUGCGGGCGGCCGGCAUGGACGACGUCGUUUCGAAACCGUUCCGCAUUUCGGAGCUGGUGCCUAAGAUUGAGGAUCUCUCGGCGAAAUAUCCCGAUGGACUUGGUGAUGGGUCGCGUACACCUCAGCCUCGUUCGAGCGAGUCGGGGGCGAGGACUUCGUAA